Cooperia oncophora is the source of this 333-nucleotide messenger RNA. The record is from the annotation of a GenBank genome assembly. Lineage: Eukaryota; Metazoa; Nematoda; Chromadorea; Rhabditida; Trichostrongylidae.
GGUCUUGUGCAAGGAGAUGCUAGAACACACUGGUCACUUCAUGACCUUGCGCAAGCGGUAGUCAUUCUUAGUCACACUCAUGCUCUCUGUUCAUUUGUUCACGCGGCAGGUGUUGUCCAUCCUAAUAUACCAUUUGGGCCACCUCGUACUGAUACCUUGGACUGGGCUCUGAGAAAUAAGGAGAAUAGUGGGUCACAAACUGGAGAGGUGGAAGAACUUCUUCGUCGUAUGGCUAGUCUCAAGAGGCCAACAAACGAUGGAACAGAGGUGGCAGCGAAUAAUGCCUUAUAUUUUCUUGCCUUAGCUGAUGGAUCAUCAGGUUUGUUGCUUUGA